This is a messenger RNA of Prunus dulcis (almond), 701 nucleotides long. Its product is annotated as ninja-family protein 6-like. The record is from RefSeq and is a predicted model, not a curated record. Gene Ontology annotation, cellular component: nucleus. Bases 140 to 637 code for a protein of 165 amino acids. NCBI's taxonomy places the organism in Eukaryota, Viridiplantae, Streptophyta, Magnoliopsida, Rosales, Rosaceae. Gene Ontology annotation, biological process: signal transduction; negative regulation of DNA-templated transcription; response to abscisic acid. The transcript is spliced from 2 exons.
CCCCUCCCUAUGCUCUGAUCAGUUGCAGUUCUGUAUUUGCAAUGCAGAGUGGUCGGUGAUCGGUGGUGUCUGUCAAAAACAAACCUAAGAGCCUUAAAGGAAGCGUUUUGAGACCAAGUUGCUCACUUUUCUGUCUGCAAUGGCUGAGGCAAACAAAGACCAGGUUUCCCAACCCAACAACAACGCCAUGCAAAACAACAACGCCGAUUCUGUGAACCCAAAACUCAACCUGGGGCUCUCUCUUGGAGAAAUCUACACUGAAAAUCCCAACGAGAACGCUCUGGCUCGGUCUUCAACGAUGGCUGGAUUCUUAAAACCCAAAACGACGCCGGAGGAGGAAAGGGUGGCUGCUCCUCUUCCUUCAGUGCAGCUACCAAGGUCAAGCUCUGUUCCGGAAUGGAUAGGGCAGCGGAUGAUUAGGCACAAGGACAUACUGGCGUUGAGAAGAAUGGAGAGAAAGAAGAGGUUGGCAAAGAAGCUGAGGAAAGAAGAAUUAGCUGCUUCUUUGCGAGAGAAGACUAGCGCUGCGGCAGCACAGGCAUCGCAGCCGCCUGAAGCCAACGCCACCGGGCCCUUGAGCACCGUUUUUAAGUUCGAACUCAAAGCAGAGGGAUAUGUGAAGUGGAAUAGCAUUUAAACUGCAUGCAAAUCCAGAUCAACUAGAAGUCCACAAUGACUAUAUGUGUAGAAUAGAAACAUUU